CGCCGCUUGCUGAAGAAUGAGCCUCAAGGCUUUGUUGCUUCUGCUGGGUGUGUCGUUGCCUGUCCGUCGCUCCCAAUACUCUCACUAAUAACAUCAAAUAAUUUGUUUUCCAAGCAUCAAUCUUCGGAGGUAACCCACGUUGUCCCCGUACGAUAAGUUUUGGUCUUCGUCACAAUCAUCAAUUUUGGUCGUGUUGUUUGUUGUCAUGGUUGUAAAUGGCGUUAGUGCUGCUGCUUUUGCUGUUGCUGCUCUUGUUGCUGCCAUGACUGCUGGUACUAUUGUUGCUCCGGGUGCUCAUCAUCAUGCUCGCUUGUAGACCCUGGCGCUUACCUUCUUCGCUGCUGCCCCACGCAUUGGCGACCCACGAGAGCGGCCCGGUAGAGUCGUCGUUUUGCAUGGACUGGAACAUAUGGGUGCUGCUACUCUGGAAUUUGUCCUGCCGCUGACGGCUGGUCGCCAUUUUAAGGGCCUUCCUGAACUUGCGGUACUCACCCACCUUGUAUUCAAUCUUGCAGAAAAUUUGCUUCUGAUCCUUCAUCUCGGACCACCAGCCUUGCUCGUUCCAUAUUAAGAACCGACCACCAGAUUCUCUGAUCUCAGACACCAGUUCCUCUACCGUAUUACGUCGAUUCAUCCGAUGAUUGGAAUGGGUGGUCAGCUCAGCCUCCUGCUCAGCGUUUUUAAGCUCAAUCAGACCCCGGAGGAUGUUAUUUCCAGCGUGCCCCAUGAGGCUCUUCCCCUGACGAAAUAUCACGUCGUUGACCAGCGGGCACUCCAUGAUGUCAGUCUGGCCAUCCUCGAUGGCUUCACGAACGUGCAGCCACUGCUUGUGGUAUGAUGUUCGUAUUUUGCCCUCUGAGAUGGGAAUGUCGGUUGAGGGGAUACCAAAAGUCUGUAGUGCGUACCUCAGUUCCAUCGACGACCCUUUUGGUUAGUUGGUAUGCAAAGCAAAACGAAAAAAAGCAAAAUGCAAAUGAUGUUCUAUUCAUUUGAGACUCUGAUGAAAAUCAGAACACUCAAUACGCAUACGAAAGAACCUACCGAGGUGGACGAUCAUUUUCGAUCGCUCCUUUUUCUUGAACCUUAUGGCUACGAUGUUCCGACCCCACCGAAACAUCGGCGUGUCUGGGGAACAAAUGUGAAUGGCGCUCGUUCGCACCGUGGUCAGAUCAGCAAGUUUCACGGGAAGGAUGUAGUGCUCCUUCCUCAUGGACAGCUUGAAAUUGGCGUCGAACCACACUGCAUACACCAGCCCCGACCGCUGUGUCUCUUCGUCGUCUCCAGCCGUCCAACUCAAGUACAAAUAUAUUUUUGCCUGUGUGCGCAUGGACAGUGUAAAUACACAGAAAAAGAAUAUUUGAGAGAGGCCGAACACGAGUGAGGGCAGGGUGCCUCGAUUUCAUGCAACGAUACAUAACAUAUUGGGUAUUGCAUCAAAUAAUUCAGCAAUGGUUAGCUCGAUUCAGAUUCGCUCAAGGCCAUUCGAUGCGAUGCGAUUCAAUUCGAUUCAUUUACCUUUAAUACAGGUGGAAACGUCUCGUAGACAUUGUUCAGAAAGUUCACAAGGAUCCUCCGUCCGCUCCGAUCCCGAAAGGGUAGGUACUGUAGGUGUCCCUUGCGGAUGUACUGCUGCUCACGCUUCGGAAAAUCGCUCAAUCGGAUCGGUCGCUGCAGGGCGAACUCGCCAAACAUUUCCAGGAGGACCUCCACGAAUUUCACUAUCUGCCUUGCAGCUCUUGAAAUGUCAAAGAACUCGAGCCGUAGAAACCUGAGUUUAAAGGCAUCGCUGGAGAUAUACGAAGGAGGGUUUGUGAAGCUCCGGCUCCUCAGGUAGGCUCUUUUUUGUUCCGGGGGUAUGAUUGCGUCAUUGUUCAGUUCUUCUGCGAGUUUGACGAGAGAGUUGCGGACAAGUUCUGGCGUUUCGCUCCGCGCAAGGUUUCGGACACCAUGGAUUUCUUCGCGGACCUUAUUUCGCUCCUCUACCGACAUAGAGAGGAGCGCUUUGGAUACGAGCUUGUCGCAGGCUCGGGGACUGCCAUUAUUAUCCUCUGAGCUUUCAUCGCUUAACAUACUAACACUACUGCAGUCAAGUGAUUAACUUGCGUUGGAUUGGUUUGGUUUGAAUUUUUUGUGGCUUCUCAGUGAUUUCUAUCAAUAAUGCACUUCAUGGAGAUUUCGAAGGAUUAUGCAGGGCACUCUGGAAUGACGUCAAUAGCGAUGGCAUAAGAUAGGGAAUUAUGUUGCCCGUGUCAUCCUCCGACACUUUCCUCGAUUCACGUUCAAAUAUCUUUGUUCAUUUACUUCUAGUCUAUUCCAUUCUGUUCCGAUUCACUAAUUUUCGGCUGGCACAUAAGGGACUCGGAUUUAAUCUCUGCCAGCUAAGAAUCAUAGAUCGUACCGUUUUAAUCGUACCGUUUUGAUCGUACGGAUUUAUUGUUUGGCCCGGGUAUAAAUUUUGUUGAAAGAU
Messenger RNA from Pseudo-nitzschia multistriata, 2467 nucleotides. NCBI's taxonomy places the organism in Eukaryota, Bacillariophyta, Bacillariophyceae, Bacillariales, Bacillariaceae. The record is from the annotation of a GenBank genome assembly.